Messenger RNA from Scophthalmus maximus (turbot), 1650 nucleotides. Its product is annotated as tumor necrosis factor receptor superfamily member 6B. The record is from RefSeq and is a predicted model, not a curated record. NCBI's taxonomy places the organism in Eukaryota, Metazoa, Chordata, Actinopteri, Pleuronectiformes, Scophthalmidae. The coding region runs from base 110 to 1015 and encodes 301 amino acids. Gene Ontology annotation, molecular function: protein binding. The transcript is spliced from 4 exons.
AAGCGCGCGUGUGUGUGUGUGUGUGUGUGUGUGUGGGUGUGUGUGUGCAGGUCGACAGAUAAAUAGAGAUGAGGAGGCAGAGAGAGCAGAGUCGUGACGGACCAGGACCAUGUACUCCACGAUGCUCCUGCCGGUGAUGAUGAUGAUGAUGAUGAUGCCGCCGCCGUCGCCCGCGCUCACCUUCUUGGAGACGGACCCGGCCACCGGCGCGCGGCUGGAGUGCGACAGCUGCGCGCCGGGCACCUACCUGCGCGCCAGCUGCACGCCGACGCAGCGCAGCGUGUGCGCCACGUGCCCGCCGGGCUCGUACACGGAGCGGUGGAACUACAUCCGGAAGUGCCUGCGCUGCGGCGUGUGCGGCCACAACCAGGUGGUUGUGUCCGCGUGCGCCGCGGACCGCGACUGCCAGUGCGAGUGUAAGGCGGGAUUCCACGGCAGGGGGCGCUACGACGUGUGCAUGCGCCACAGCCAGUGUCCGUCCGGACAGGGGGUGCUGACAAGAGGUACGGCCGAGGAGGACACCGUCUGCCAGGUCUGUCCCAACGGCACCUUCUCCGACGCCGUCUCGUCCGUCCAGAACUGCACGGAGCACCGGGGCUGCGCCGCCGCCGCCGGGCUGCAGCUGCUGCUGAGGGGCUGCACCUGGCACGACAGCGUGUGCGUCAGCUGCACGGAGCUCAGAGAAGGAGGCAGCUACCUCCGAGAAAUCCUCCCAGCUUUCUUCGUCCACCACAAAACGACGACCAGGCGGCUGCGACGGGUCGUGCACAACCUCCCCACCGAGGACGGCAAGAAGCAGACCGGGCUGUCGGCGCUCGGCGUCGAGGAGCUCAACGCCCGGCUCAGCGCCUGGGUGGCCUCCGCCGGCGAGAGGCAGAUCCGGCAGCUUCCGGAGGUGCUGUCAAAAAUAGGGGCGCAGAACGCCGGCGAGCGGCUGCAGAGCAAGCUGCAGAGGAUCGACUCGCACCUGAACAAGCUGUGCGGCGCCUUGGGGAACGAGGUGGACGGCGUUUAAUGUCGGAUUAGGACGAGGCAGCAAAUGUCUAUAAAUAUACGAAUGCAAGAGUUCGACUUGUCGUAUAAAACAAAUAAGUACGUAUAGUUCUAGAGUUUUUUACUUUUGCAUUAGUCAAAGGAGAAUUCAGAUUUCCUCGUUCUGUCCUGUUUCAGAUCGUCUGAAGUGAUUUUUCUUCUGUUUAUUCUUGACACAACGAAUCAAACAAUCCAAACGCAGAACCGAACCCAACCUCUGCACACAUGAGUUCAGGAUGUUCAGGUCGGGGGGAUGGACAGGGACGAUUGUAAAGCAAUCUACUUUGUACACAUUUUUACCGUACUGCAAAUUUAAGUUGCAACAAAAAUCCCUGUUUUUUUUUACCGUUUAAAAAAAUGAAAAGGUGUCAUCCGUCAGUAAAUCUACCUCUUCUCGUGUCUGCAGUUCGAACCCUGACGUGCCUCUGGUCCACUGGUCCGUCUCUGUCUGUGUGAUGAACAUUUCAUGUGAACCAAGAUGGUAAUUUAACUUAUUUAUGUGACAUCAAUAGUCUAUGAGAACAGGGCAGCAGUUUUAUUUUGUUAUUUACAUUGUAUGUAAAUAAAUUUGUGUGGCUGAUUUAUACAAUGCCCAAAUAAAAGUCAACACAAAUAGAA